CUUAGCAAAAUUGAUGGAAUUACGGAGUUGGAAGAGGAAAAGUAAACUUUGACGCUGGAUAAACUCUUGGAAUAUCACUUCUAAUAUAUCAGAGUUAAGUCUGUUAUUUCACAGUUGGGUUUGCUUUUCUCAGCUUUAUCCUCUUUUCUAACGGUUUCUGAACUCGGGAGUUAAAGCGAUCUUUUACGCACAGUUUGCGUCAUGGUGAACUCGUGUCUCCAACUGAGCGGCUUCCUCACCAGCUGCCUCGGCUGGCUGGGCAUCAUCAUCGCCACGGCCACCAACGACUGGGUGAACAUGUGUAAAUACGGGUUGAACACCUGCAAGAAGAUGGACGAGCUGGGAGCCAAGGGACCCUGGGCGGAGUGCGUCAUCUCCACCGGACUCUACCACUGCGUGUCCCUGACGCAGAUCCUGGAACUGCCAGCCUACAUCCAGACCACUCGGGCCCUGAUGAUCACAGGUUCGAUCCUGGGUCUCCCGGCUGUGGGGAUGCUCCUCAUGUCCAUGCCUUGCAUCAACCUUGGCAACGAGCCGCAGAGCUCCAAGAACAGACGCACCAUCCUGGGAGGGGUCCUCAUCUUCAUAGUCGCGUUGUGCGGGAUGGUUUCCACGGUCUGGUUUCCCAUCGGCGCUCACCAGGAGCACGGCCUCAUGUCCUUCGGCUUCUCCCUCUACACCGGCUGGGUGGGCACUAUUCUCUCCCUGCUGGGCGGCUGCAUCCUCACCUGCUGCACGUCGGAUUCCUCCUCCUCCUCCUCCUCCUCCUCCUACCAGGAGAACAACCGCUUCUACUAUUCCAAACAGGGGGGCGGCAACCAGCCACCCGCCCCCUCCACCAAUCACGCCAAGAGCGCCCACGUCUGAGCCGGGGGGAGAUUGUGGAUCCCUCGUGGAAGUGUAGGGGGACUGUAACUAUAGUCUGUAUAUAGAGACCGAUACACAA
Messenger RNA from Limanda limanda (common dab), 946 nucleotides. RefSeq names its product claudin 11a (gene cldn11a). Gene Ontology annotation, cellular component: bicellular tight junction; plasma membrane. The coding region runs from base 202 to 867 and encodes 221 amino acids. Gene Ontology annotation, molecular function: structural molecule activity. The record is from RefSeq and is a predicted model, not a curated record. The transcript is spliced from 3 exons. Lineage: Eukaryota; Metazoa; Chordata; Actinopteri; Pleuronectiformes; Pleuronectidae. Gene Ontology annotation, biological process: bicellular tight junction assembly; cell adhesion.